GAAGCAGAAUACGGGGCGUGGCCCGGCUACUAGAUUCUCAUUCCCGCAGCUGCUACGGGAGGGUGCCGGGCCGAGCCCGGGGCGGAGCUGAGCCCCGAGGGCACGGACAGCUCUGGACCCAGGGCCGGAGUGGCAGGGGGAGGCAUUAGAGAAGAAAACAACCUGCCUGUAACAACCAGCAAGUCCCUUCAAGAAGCAGUUUAAAUGGAUGAUGGCGGGCAAAGUGAAAUGGGUGACAGACAUUGAGAAGUCAGUGCUCAUCAAUAACUUUGAGAAAAGAGGCUGGGUCCAAGUGACAGAGAAUGAAGACUGGAAUUUUUAUUGGAUGAGCGUGCAGACGAUCCGAAAUGUGUUCAGUCUCGAAGCCGGUUACCGCCUCUCCGAUGAUCAGAUCGUCAACCAUUUCCCCAAUCAUUACGAGCUGACCAGGAAGGACUUAAUGGUGAAGAACAUUAAAAGAUACAGGAAGGAGCUGGAGAAAGAAGGCAGCCCCCUGGCAGAGAAGGACGAGAACGGGAAAUACAUCUAUUUGGACUUUGUGCCAGUCACCUUCAUGCUCCCCGCUGACUACAAUCUGUUUGUGGAGGAAUUCCGGAAAAGCCCCUCUAGCACCUGGAUUAUGAAGCCUUGUGGGAAGGCCCAGGGGAAAGGGAUAUUUCUCAUCAAUAAACUCUCACAGAUUAAAAAGUGGUCUCGAGACAGCAAAACGUCAUCAUUCGUGUCUCAGUCGUCCAAAGAAGCCUACGUCAUCUCUCUGUAUAUCAGCAACCCGCUGCUCAUCGGCGGGAGGAAGUUUGACCUGCGAUUGUAUGUGUUAGUGUCUACCUAUCGGCCCCUGAGGUGUUACAUGUAUAAGCUGGGCUUUUGUCGAUUCUGCACCGUGAAGUACACCCCGAGCACCAGUGAAUUGGACAAUAUGUUUGUGCACCUCACCAACGUUGCCAUCCAGAAGCACGGGGAUGACUACAACCACAUCCACGGGGGCAAGUGGACAGUGAACAAUUUGCGGUUAUAUCUGGAGAGCACACGCGGAAAGGAGGUGACAGGCAAGCUGUUUGAUGAAAUCCACUGGAUAAUCGUGCAAUCCCUGAAAGCCGUGGCCCCUGUGAUGAACAAUGACAAACACUGCUUUGAAUGUUAUGGCUAUGACAUCAUCAUUGAUGAUAAACUGAAACCGUGGCUGAUUGAGGUUAACGCGUCCCCAUCUCUUACCUCCAGCACGGCCAACGACCGAAUCCUCAAGUAUAAUCUGAUCAAUGACACCCUCAACAUCGCUGUACCCAACGGCGAGAUUCCAGAUUGCAAGUGGAAUAAGUCACCCCCCAAGGAAGUGCUGGGCAAUUACGAGAUUCUGUACGACGAAGAAUUAGCUCAGAAUGACGGAGCUGAGCGAGACCUGAGAAAUCGUUCUGGGCCGUCCAUUGGGCUUAAAGGCAGCCGAAGCAGAGACUCGGGAAAGACUGCCCUGACCACAUGGAAAUAGCCCUCCAUGAAUGCCAGAGCGCUCGGUCAGAGCACUGUGGCCUGGGGAAGCCAGGCUUCUCCCAGAGACGACCUUGGACUUGCCCAUCUUCCUCUGACUGCCUCCCUCCCUCUGUCAGAGGUAUCUGGGAGAAAUGUGUUCUGCUGGAAGGUAUGGAUGGACGCUUUUCGCUGUGUUUCCAUUGCUGCUGUAUAUAAUUAGUUCUUCCAACAGAAAUCUAUCGUCCUUUGCAUGUCAGCGAACCUAAUAAAUGUCAUUGGUGUUUUUAAAGUUCAGUGAGAUUAAUUAAAACACAGCAACGACAACA
This is a messenger RNA of Dromiciops gliroides (monito del monte), 1790 nucleotides long. RefSeq names its product tubulin tyrosine ligase like 1 (gene TTLL1). Gene Ontology annotation, biological process: microtubule cytoskeleton organization; protein polyglutamylation. The record is from RefSeq and is a predicted model, not a curated record. Lineage: Eukaryota; Metazoa; Chordata; Mammalia; Microbiotheria; Microbiotheriidae. The transcript has 11 exons. Gene Ontology annotation, cellular component: cilium. Gene Ontology annotation, molecular function: tubulin-glutamic acid ligase activity; tubulin binding. The coding region runs from base 209 to 1483 and encodes 424 amino acids.